Messenger RNA from Glycine soja, 1556 nucleotides. RefSeq lists its product as uncharacterized. Gene Ontology annotation, cellular component: intracellular membrane-bounded organelle. NCBI's taxonomy places the organism in Eukaryota, Viridiplantae, Streptophyta, Magnoliopsida, Fabales, Fabaceae. Gene Ontology annotation, molecular function: thiolester hydrolase activity. The transcript is spliced from 9 exons. The record is from RefSeq and is a predicted model, not a curated record. The coding region runs from base 543 to 962 and encodes 139 amino acids.
AUCGUACAAACGUCCUUGUUAUCUCUCCAUUCCACCGCAUUAAACAAGAGCUUUCCCUUUUUCAAAUAAAUGGAAAUUUCAUAAGUUCCCUUUUUCAAACGUCCUUGCACCACUCUUUUAUUGUCUCGUGUGCCACGCCACCAAUCCGAACCCAACAAGUUAACAGUUGCUGGUAGCCUUGACUACCAUAGCAGUAACAGACCAUAGUACCAUACCCACCUUCCUUUCCUUAAUCUUAACAGAAACUCAAACUUGUUCUGUUCCUACGGUUAUGUUAUGGCUCUUCCUUCACUAUCCUUUCUCUUCAUCUUCUCCGUCUCACACUCAAUACCCUUCAUUGUUAUUCAUGGAAUUGGGGAUCAGUGCUCUAACCGUGGAGUGAAAAAAUUCACACAGCAACUGAGCAGCUUCUCUGGUGCUGAAGGAUAUUGUAACUUUUAUAUUAAUUUUCUUAGCGUGUACAAAGAAAUUCUUUUCAUUUGUUUUCCCCAGCCUUUGUUAACAUUUUAUCCUCUGAAAGUAGAGCCUGUAAUGUUGUUUUCAUGACUAAUAAAGUUUCCCUAUUUCUUCAGCCGGUUGGAAAUGGAUCAUGGGAUUCAUGGUUUAAGCCUUUGAAAGAGCAGGCUGAGAUUGUCUGUGAAAAGGUGAAGCAAGUGAAAGAAUUGAAGGAAGGAUACAAUAUUGUUGGACUUUCCCAGGUUAAAAACUUUAUCUCUUUAGGAGGCCCUCACACUGAGGUAUCUUCUGUGUUCUUGCAGACACCCUCAUCAAGGGAGAGGUUUACAGUAGCUAUAUUCAAGAACACUUGGCUCCUAGUGGAUAUCUUAAAUUACCGAACGCCAUACCUGAUUAUUUGGAGAACUGUAGAUUUCUUCCAGUGCUUAACAAUGAAAUACCAGAUAAGAGAAAUUCCACUUACAAGGAAAGAUUUAGUAGCUUGCAGAAUUUGGUACUUAUCAUGACAGAACUCUAAAUUGAGGAUUGGAUAGGCUUAAGAACUCUAGAUGAAGAUGGAAAAGUUCACUUCAUUAGUGUUCCAGGAAAUCAUCUUGGAAUAUCCCAGGAGGAUAUGAAAAGCUUGUAGUGCCAUAUUUGAAGGAUCAAACAUCCGUAGAAGAUAGCAUCAACAAGGCUAGGUUCAGGAUGCGAGGAGUUAAUCAGAAAGUUAUUCAAGUAAUAUGAUGGAGCAAUCUCAAAAGGAGGAGGCAGAACCAUCAACCACUCCAUUCCUUGAUGGAUCAUUGUCAUAUUGGUGGUCUACACCAUUCAAGACUUUCCUUGGUGAAUUGAUUGGCAUUCAUGAAGAGGAAUCUAUAUAAAGGAAACAAUCACAUUACAUGUGUCUGGACUGAUCAAAAGAUUUAUCAAAUUAGAUGGAUAUAGCAAAACAGUAAUAUAUGCUGAUAUUAUUUUAGUUGAUAAAUAUCAAAAUGCUUCACUUGGAAGGCUUAGGUUCUAUUUUCUCCAUGAAUAUUAUCUUCUUUUUUUUUGUGAAUAGUUGUGAACACCUAGUUUUGUUUGACUUCUCUCUAUUUUAUUUAUUUCAUUUCAUUCUA